CGAUCGCUCCGACGCUAUUCCUGCGGUGGCCGACAGGUGGCGCGCUCGCACCCGUGAAUAAGCAGAAUUGAUGCUCUCUGUUUUGUCGAGUGUCACACAGCGAACAGCACUGACCUGGUUUUAAACCGCGGCGCAUCAUCUAUCGGCCAUCACGCUGGAGUGUAAAGUGGGUUUGGUCGAUUAGACUUUUAGGGGGAAUCUGAAUAUCUGCGGGCUUAGUUUUUCACCCCCUGCCUGCGCUGGAUCUCCGGAGAGGGGGCGGAUUUCAGCAUCCCUCAGCCUCCGCCUGCCCCUUUGGCUCGCUCCGACGCGGCGGUGAGGCAGUGGCAGUCGCGCAUCGAGGGUGGGGGGGGCGGACAGACAGGGGCGAUGGCCGCCGGUGGAGGAUGCGGGGGAUCGGUGGAGCAGUACCGGGCCGACGUGGAGCGGCUCACCCAGGAACUUGCCGAGGCGAACCGGGAGAAGAUCCGAGCCGCGGAGUACGGUCUGGUGGUGCUGGAGGAGAACCAGGCUCUGAAGCAGAAGUAUGUCGACCUGGAGACCGACCAGGAGACCCUCAGGAAGGAGUUGGAGCAGCUGCAGGAGGCGUUCGGCCAGGCCUACUCCAACCAGCGUAAGGUGGCGGAGGACGGAGAGACCAACGAGGAGACGCUGCUGCGGGAGUCGGCGUCCAAAGAGGCCUACUACGUGGGGCGAGUGUCAGAGCUGCAGGCCGAGGUGACGCUGAGCCAUUCGGUGGCGUCCAACGCCCGGUCGGAGAGCGAGCGGCUCAACGCGCUGGUGCAGGAGCUGCGAGAGAGCAAUGAAACGCUGGAGCUGCAAAGGAGCCGGAUGAGGGAGGAGAUCAAGGAGUACAAGUUCAGAGAGACCCGGCUGCUCCAGGACUACACCGAGCUGGAGGAGGAGAACAUCACUCUGCAGAAGCUGGUCUCUACACUGAAGCAGAACCAGGUGGAGUACGAAGGCCUGAAGCACGAAAUCAAGGUGCUGGAGGAGGAGACGGUUCUCCUCAACAGCCAGCUGGAAGACGCGCUGCGCCUGAAGGAGAUCUCCGAGGCUCAGCUGGAGGAGGCCUUGGACGCCCUCAAGAGCGAGCGCGAGCACAAGAACAACCUGCGGAAGGAGCUGGCCCAUCACAUCAGCCUGAGCGACAGCGUGUACGGAGCCGGCGCCCACCUGGCGCUCACCGUCACCGGCGUCGAGGGCCUCAAGUUCCCGGAGGACGCGAACGGGACCGGCGGCACCAACGGCGGCGCCGUCCCCGCCGCCAACGGCAACAAUGAGGACAACAACCGGCGCAACGGGCAGCUCCACGCGGCCAAGAUCAACGGGGAGUACUGCCCGGGCCGGAAGGCGGAGGGCCUGCACCCGGUGCCGGACCUGUUCAGCGAGCUCAACCUGUCAGAGAUGCAGAAGCUGAAGCAGCAGCUGCUACAGGUGGAGCGGGAGAAGGCGGCGCUGCUCAUGAACCUGCAGGAGUCCCAGACCCAGCUGCAGCACACGCAGGGCGUCCUGACGGAGCAGAACGAGCAGGUCCACCGCCUCACGGAGCGCGUCAACGCCAUGAAGUGCCUCAACGGGGACAAAGAGCUGGACGACCCGAAGCAGCGCGAGAAGCCCGACGGCGGCGCCGCGUCCCCGCCGGCCGGCGGCCGCCGCGAGCCCGACGUCCACGGGUUCGAGAUCCUGGAGAGCAAGUACAAGGUGGCGGUGACGGAGGUGAUCGGACUGAAGGCCGAGCUCAAGGCCCUGAAGGAGAAGUACAACCAGGCUGUGGAGGGACAGGGAGACUGCCACAGCGACGACAAGCUGCAGGCCUUGAGUGAACAGGUCACUCGCCUGGAGCGCAGCUGCCGCGAGGGCCGGGAGCGGGCGGCGAGCCUGGAGGCGGAGCUCCGCGGCGCCGCCGGCGCGGCCGCGGAGAGCCACGGCCUGCUGAACGCGGCGCAGGACGAGCUGGUGACGUUCAGCGAGGAGCUGGCGCAGCUCUACCACCACGUGUGCCUGUGCAACAACGAGACGCCCAACCGCGUCAUGCUGGACUACUACCGGCAGAGCCGCGUCACGCGCGGCGGCAGCCUCAAGGGCUCCGAGGACCCGCGGGCCCUGCUCUCGCCCCGCCUGGCCCGGCGCCUGGCCGCCGUGUCCGCCGCCUGCUCCCCCGAGGCCAAAGACGCCCACCAUCACCACGGCGACGCGGCCGCGGCGGACCCCCCUUCCGGCCACGGCAGCCCCACCCGCCACCCGUGCCCGUCGCCGGUGCCCCCGGAGGCCGGCGGGGACCUGCGGAAGGAGCCCAUGAACAUCUACAACCUGAACGCCAUCAUCAGAGACCAGAUCAAGCACCUGCAGAGGGCCGUGGACCGCUCGCUGCAGCUGUCCCGGCAGAGGGCGGCGGCCAGGGAGCUGGCGCCGAUGCUGGAUAAGGACAAGGAGGCGUGCAUGGAGGAGAUCCUCAAGCUCAAAUCCCUCCUCAGCACCAAGAGAGAGCAGAUCGCCACUCUCAGGCUGGUGCUCAAAGCCAAUAAGCAGACAGCAGAGGGUGCGCUGGCCAACCUAAAGAGCAAGUAUGAAAACGAGAAGGCCAUGGUAACGGAGACCAUGAUGAAGCUGAGGAACGAGCUGAAGGCGCUGAAAGAAGACGCCGCCACCUUCUCCUCCCUCAGGGCCAUGUUCGCCACGAGGUGUGACGAGUACGUGACCCAGCUGGACGAGAUGCAGAGGCAGCUGGCGGCGGCGGAGGACGAGAAGAAGACGCUGAACUCGCUGCUGCGCAUGGCCAUCCAGCAGAAGCUGGCGCUGACGCAGCGCCUGGAGGACCUGGAGUUCGACCACGAGCAGAUCCACCGCGGCCGCGGGGCCAAGGUGCCCAAGAUCAAAAGCAGCCCGCCCAAAUUUCUUGUAGAUUGUCAGCAGCCUGCUGCCUCAGUACCGUCACUCUCCCCGCAACUGAGGCGAGGGCGAGCCUCCGUAGCCCGCAGACCUAAACCUGUGACGGACCUCCAGGACCGCCGGGCUGCCCUGUCCGGCAGCAGGGGCCUCCUCUCCCCGUGUGACCCCCGUAACUGUCUGACCCAGCAACCCCAGCCGCCCGGCACCUAGCUCACCUCUGCAGCCCGGGUCCUGGCCUUGGUCUGAGCAGAGACAGAGACACUCUGGAAGGGGGCACCCCCCCCCCCAAACCUAGCAGUCCAGCCUGGUGCUUACUGACCUCCGUACCCACCCCCAAGCUAUCUGACCCAGCCACAGCUGGUCUCCUGGUUACCUGGGUCGCAGAACACGAGCCGAACACUCUCAUCCUCUGGAGAAGUGGCAUCCUGUGUCGGAAAAGACUGAAGUGGGGCUCAAAUGCCAGAGACCCUAAUCAUGGGAACCUUUUACCUUAUUCCCAUUAGUAUUUAUUUGUAAUUAUUUAUUUACUUAUUGAUUUGUGACUUGUUUCAGAGAUAUUUAUUACUGGAAUGUGUUUGUUUGUUUGUUUGUUUGUUUGUUUGUUUGUUUGUUUGUUUGUUUGUUUGUUUGUUUGUUUGUUUGUUUGUUUGUUUGUUUGUUUGUUUGUUUGUUUGUUUUUGCCAUUUUUCCCGUGUGGUUAACCUUUUGGUGAUCGCACACACCAUUUGGCACAUUUAAUACUGGACACAAACGUUUCUGCUCUGUUUAACAGGAAAACAGCUGAACUUGCUAUUUACAAAAGUUCCUACUGGUCUAGUAAACAGGUUCAAUUGCCUGUUGUUUCAAUAUUUAACUUAGAUUUUGUCACUAUAAUAAUCACUAAUAUACAGGAUAUGUCAUUUUUACAGAAUGGGAGGAUGUUGGCUUUGUUACGUGCAGGUAAACAUCUUAUUACAGUUUCUUGUUUUGGUGACAGGUGGAUUUAAUCAAGCUUUUCCUUGUGAAACUUGUGGUUUUUAUACAAUUUAUUUUGCAAAUCAUGUGUGUAAAAACUAUUUUAUACUUCUUUUUUGUUUAUUUAUUUUUUACAAAAGGGGGGGUCAGUGUUGUUGUGUCUGUAACAGACCUCCGAUCUCUUCAGAGACUGGAGUUGAUAAGUGGUUUUGCUUUUUGAGUUUCGCAGGUUCAAGUGGAUGGAUGUUAGCUGAGAAGCUUAUUCUCUCCAUAAAGUGUUCUCUGUCCUUUUUUUUAAUUGCAUCAAUCACAACCAACGCAUCCAUGUCGCCAGUCCUCCAAACCACCCUUGUCUGUGAUUGUACCAUGUAGCUGUAUGCAGUACAGACCAAGCACAAUUAUGCACUGUGCGUUCUCGCAAUGCAGGAGCACCGGCCAUGGAGUGAAGUGGUUCAUAGGACUGACCUUGUCUUUCAGUCAGUUGUGUCAAAAUGAGCUAACCAGCAGGCUGAAGGGUAAAAGCAGAGUGUCCCCAGCUUACAUCAGCAAUAAUGGGGACACGGAUACAGCGCCGUUGUCCGUUUCCUUUAACGCUGACUAGAUGUUUCUGAAAUGGAUGUAACGUGUGAGCUUGUUGCAUAAUUGAAGCCCAUUUGCUCCAUCUUUAUGCUCCUAGAACGCCUUCAACGCCUCCUGAACUGAACACGUACUUUAGCCAUAUAGUCGGAUGAAUGGGUUGGUUUGAAAUGCUCUGGGAAUAAGCGGAGCCUUCCUGCGGUUCACACUGUUGGCUGCGACCAGAGCACGCGACUGCAGAGCGAUCCGUGUUUGUUGUCCCAACCAUGCUGGCCCAUAGGUGAGCCGGCUCUCCUGGUUUGUUUGCACAAUAUAGCAGAGGAUGGAGAAGCACUAUCCCCAUAAUAAACAGCCUGUGGUUUGAAGGCGGCGAUGGCUGGAAUGAAGCAGGUUUCCUCCGUAUCAGACCGUGUUUAGCUGGUUUCACACGUCAAUAAAAGACAUGUCCUUGAA
Molecule: messenger RNA, 4875 nt
Organism: Betta splendens (Siamese fighting fish)
Lineage: Eukaryota; Metazoa; Chordata; Actinopteri; Anabantiformes; Osphronemidae
Gene: bicd1a
Product: bicaudal D homolog 1a
Exons: 10
Coding region: 370-3102 (910 amino acids)
Biological process (GO): microtubule anchoring at microtubule organizing center; protein localization to organelle; regulation of microtubule cytoskeleton organization
Cellular component (GO): cytosol; Golgi apparatus
Molecular function (GO): dynactin binding; cytoskeletal adaptor activity; dynein intermediate chain binding
Source: RefSeq, a predicted model, not a curated record